Messenger RNA from Eimeria mitis, 747 nucleotides. Its product is annotated as carbonyl reductase, putative. Bases 1 to 747 code for a protein of 248 amino acids. Lineage: Eukaryota; Apicomplexa; Conoidasida; Eucoccidiorida; Eimeriidae. Gene Ontology annotation, molecular function: oxidoreductase activity. The transcript is spliced from 7 exons. The record is from RefSeq and is a predicted model, not a curated record.
AUGCACCGAAAACCCGUUCAAUUCAAUACACCAUUGAAAGCUCUCGAGAAAUUGGCUGAGGAUGGAUUGAAGGCAGAGUUGGAGCUUCUAGAUAUCACCGAUAAAACCAGCAGACAAAAUUUCGUGGAGGCAAUCAAAAGCAAAUACGGCGAAGUUCACUGCCUCGUCAACAACGCAGGUUUCGCCUUCAAGCAGGCGGCUACCGAGCCGAUCGAUGUUCAGGCAAAGAUCACUUGCGACAUUAACUACUUCGGAACGAGAGAUCUCACAAAGGAGAUGUUGAGUUUGUUUCGGCCCGGAUCACGAAUCGUGAAUGUUGCCUCUUUGGCAGGCAGCCGAGCACUGGAGCAGAUGAAUGCUGAGCGGCGCCACCGCCUCAUGAGCAAGUCUGCAACGGAAGAGGAUAUCAACAAAGUGGUCGAGGAGUUCAUCGCUGCAUGCGAAAAGCAAGAACUCGCCGGUUGGCCCUCUUUGACUUACGGCCUGGCCAAAGCAGCUCUAAUCGCUCUGACGGCUGCGUGGGCCCGCAAGGCAGACAAAUGCCCAGAAGUCAGCAAAGGAGAAGGAAUGAUCAUCACCAGCUGCUGUCCGGGUUGGUGCAAGACGGAUUUGGGCGGCUGGGAGGCUCCCCCACUGACUGCUGCUGAUGGGGCCAACCAGGUGGGGUCUUUGGCGUUGGGGGCAACAAAAGAACACCACGGAAAGUUUAUAAGCGAAGGAAAAAUCAUAGAUCUUCGUGAAGACUAA